GUGGAUACAUGCCUCAGCUGAGCGCGGGACAUGUGUGGAGCUGCUGGGAGUGGAGCGGGACUCAGGGCCGAGGAGGAGGGGAUGGAGCAGUGGAGGAGAAACAGAUGAUCAGCCGAGAGCUGAAGGAGAGAGCUGGGCGAGAGUGGAGACAGAUGAGUGUCAGACUGCGCUGGAGAAACUGUCCGUGUCUGGCUCUGAUGUUCUUGGUUCUUCUGGAGGAGUCUCCUCUGCACCCCUCUGUGAGUCUGACUGAAGCCAAGGGUCGACUGCUCCUCGCUGGGCUGCUGUGCGCUGCCAUGGGUCUCUGUGCUUUAGCUUUCCAGUUCCUGCUCCGUUAUGAACAGAAAGUAAAGCAGCAUCUCCCAUGCAAUGGUGAAGUGAUAGUGAGACAAACUGUUGAAAACCAGCAAGCCAGUGUAAAUCCACAGCAGGAUGCAGGUCAUCUUGAAUCCCAGGUCAAUGCUCUAGCAGAUGGUUUAGCGGUGUCCCUCCUCCACGAGCCCCUGCCGGACCCCAGCGAGCCACACAUACGAGGCCUUCUCGCCAGACUAGAGGCAGUAUCUCGGACUCUCCACAGGAAGAGUUAUGAGGAAGAAACUGAGGAAAAGGAGAAGUGUGCUCUUCAUGACAGAGUUAACCAUAUACGCUCUUACCUGAGGGACAGGGUGAGCGGUCUGCGCUCUCUGCUGCGGGUUCAGCGUGAGUGUGACUCGAGUGUGUGCGCGGUUCAGAGCGGGUUACAGAAGCGCUGGGCUCUGCUGGAGGAGUUACACACCCGAGUGACUCUGAGGCCUGACAGCAAACAGGAAGCACACGACCCUCAGGCUGUCCUCACAGACACUGAGAGCCUGUUCAGUGAGCUCGGUCAGUUCAAAAGCAAAGUCCAACAGUGCCGGACGCAGCUGGAAACCAAUAUAAACCUUUUACAGGCACUUCGCAGCAGUCAUCAGGGUCUGAACGAGACUUUUAGUACCACCAUCGACUCUACAUGGAGCAAAGAGCUAUUACAGUCCAACACUGAUCUGUUUUCUGAGAUCCAUGAGGAUUUCAUGUCUUUGGAACAGCAGACGUCAAAUUUUGUGAUCCACUUGAGAGGUCUGAAGGCUUCUGAGCAGGAAAAGACAAAAUUAUCUGCGAAUCAGUCACGGCCGUCUCUUCCCGCUGUCCCUGUGUACGUUGCUGCUCCGGAAGCAGCACAAUUACAUUCGGACCCAGAAAGUGAUCUGGAGUCCCCGGGAGCCUCACAGAAAAGCCACUCCAGAACGUCCCCCUUCCAUAUGCUCUGUGGGGUGAGGAAGAGGAAGUCAUCGCCGUAGUUUUGACAAAAGUCGGAGGCUUUUACAGGACAUUUUUAAUUUCUAGUAUUUUAUGUGACAGCCUGUUGAGCAGGUGCACUUUACUCACAGUUUUAAUGUAUAUUAUGAUAAAUAUAUAUAUAUAUAUAUAUAUUGGAAUCGCUGUAUAGUGUCUGUACUGUGACUUGUGAUUUUCUACAUGUAAAAUGUAUAAAUAAGAUCUCAUAUGCAUAAUUAAUAAAAUAAUAAUAAUAUGUUACAUUAAAUAUAGCAUUGAUGGUUUUUAUUAACAUUAAUAUUAGUAAUAUAUGUGACCCUGGACCACAAAAACAGUCUUAAGUGUCAAUUUUUCAAAUUUAUACAUCAUAUGAAAGCUGAAUAAAUAAGCUUCCCAUCGAUGUAUGGUUUAGGACAAAAUACAACUAUUUGAAAAUCUGGAAUCUGAGGGUGCAACAAAUAUUGAAAAAAUCACAUUUAAAGUUGUCCAAAUUAAGUUCUUAGCUAUGCAUAUUACUAAUCAAAAAUGAAGUUUUGAUAUAUUUAUGGUAAGAAAUUUACAAAAUAUCUUCAUGGAACAUGAUCUUUACUUAAUAUCCUAAUGAUUUUUGGCAUAAAAUAAAAAUCGAUAAUUUUGACCCAUGCAAUGUAUUGUUGGCUAUUGCUACAAAUACACCCCAGCGACUUAAGACUGGUUUUGUGGUCCAGGGUCACAUACAAUAGAAUAAUAGAACAGUUUGAUGUCGAAAAAAAACUGUAAAAACAGUAAUAUUGUGAAAUAUUUCUAUUUAAAAGAAUAUAUAUUUAAUUUAAUUAAAAUAUGGCAAAGCUGAAUUUUCAGCAUCAUUACUCCAGUCUUCAGUGUCACAUGAUCCUUCAGAGAUCAUUCUAACCUGCUGAUUUUGUGUUCAACAAACAUGAUCAUAUCAUCAUCAAAAAUAAUAAAUGAAUAAUAAAUAAUAAAAUAAAUACAUAAAACUGACAACUUCAAAAGAACAGCAUUUAUUUUCUGUUUAAACAAAAUCUUUAUAAUUAGCUAAUACAUGCCUUUACUGUAAUUUUUGAUCAAUUUAACGCAUCUGUGCUCAAUAAAAGCAUACUUUUCUCUCUCUCUCUCUCUCUCUCUCAAAAAUAAAG
Messenger RNA from Onychostoma macrolepis, 2429 nucleotides. RefSeq lists its product as uncharacterized. The record is from RefSeq and is a predicted model, not a curated record. The coding region runs from base 9 to 1316 and encodes 435 amino acids. The transcript has 9 exons. NCBI's taxonomy places the organism in Eukaryota, Metazoa, Chordata, Actinopteri, Cypriniformes, Cyprinidae.